Molecule: messenger RNA, 8061 nt
Organism: Zootermopsis nevadensis
Lineage: Eukaryota; Metazoa; Arthropoda; Insecta; Blattodea; Termopsidae
Source: RefSeq, a predicted model, not a curated record
GUCAGAGGUUUUAGUACCGACUCCACAGCCUGGUAGAAACUGCUACAAAAUAUGUUUUAAUUUAUUUACAAGAUGUACUUAAUUUUUGCUGCUGUAUUUAGUUAACUGUGUGGUGACGCUUUUGUGUAAGUGUGCAGGUAUAAGGGCCAAGUCCAUUGGAAACUAUGAGUAGGCUCAAUGAUGUAUUUACUUAUAAUGUAGGUGCUACAGCUGUCUUCUAACUCCUGCAGUUUUAACCCCUGGGGAAAGAGGCCCUGGUACACACACUGAAUAGGUUGGUUGGUGGACAUCAUAGUUAAUCUGGACUUAAUGGUCAAGAGGAAAAUUUAUACCCCUGCCAGGAAUUGAACCCCCAGCGAUCCAAUCCCUAACCUGUCACUAUACUGAUUGAUAUGUGCUAUCUGUGUACAGUAAACAAAAUUGAAAUGAAAUAUAAAUGAAUCUUGAAUUAACCAAGGCUUGAAAAUUAACAUUGUUCUAUUCAAUAACAGGUGAGUGUAUCAAGUCCAGCAAAAUAUACAUUGGGACGUUUUGUUUCGGAAGAUAGUUUCUCGGUACCAGCAAGGAAUUUGUUGUUGCAAAACGGUGAUAAAUCUAAACUGGCACCUACACCAAGUGAAGAUGAACUGAUGGCAAACUUGGAGUGGGAUGAAGAGGACCUGAUAAAGUAUCCUGAAAGUGAAGAUGGUGGUAUUACAAUGGUUGUUGAAAACACUCUUGAAAUGGACCUGGAGGCAGAGUUGGGUCCCAUUAUUUGCGACAUGUUCGAUGGUCCACAGAGCAUGACCUCAAGCCGCAGUUUCACAGCCAGUCCCAACACUGAAAGGUAUUCUAAACUGGAAAGCAGUAGUGGUUUCGAAAGUGGCAGUAAAAUGUUGGACUCAUGCACAUCACAAAUGGCAAAUGAUUUGGAGAUGAAAGCCUGGCGAUGCUGGAGUUCAGAAGAAUCGGGUUGUGUGGAUUGGGAUGCAACAAUGACAGCUGUUACUGUACGUGGAGAAAGUGGUCAGAAUUUUACUGAACAGUGUUGGAAUGAAGCAGCUGUGACAACCCAGAGCAGCAGCAGCAGCCCAAGCGAACUGUCGACACCAGGCAGUGAAAAUCCUCAGUCAGUUUCCGCGUCGGUACCCUCUGAAUUAGAGAAUGUUGGUCCGAAAGUGAAUGUGUUGCAAUAUGCUAUUCAGGAAUGGCAGGGAAACACGAGGAAAGCAGAAACAAUAUUGCAGGGCUAUUCAGAGAUUCCUUCACUGUUGGGUCUGCAACAUUUACGCCGGAUCCGAGGGGACAACUACUGCGGUGUACGUGCUGCCAUCUUCCAGAUCUUAGCUCAGGGACUUCAUGUUCCUAGUGGUGAAAGAACUUUCCAGUAUCUGUCCCAAGCCCUUAGCAAUGAGGGCUGUAGGUGGUUGCAAGACUGGACGUUUGCUGGUCGCCUGCCGUACCAAGGCAACAACGUACUGCAUGGCAUGAAAUGUUGUCUUCGCAACUUGGACAAUGUGGCUUCUCUCUUGUCGUCGACAAACGGAGAACAAGAAGAAACGUUGGCUGCAUUGCUCAAUUCUGAUCCUAUGCUAGAUCUGCAUGUCAUGGAGGCUGUGAAACUUCACAUGCUGCAUUGUGCUAUGGAACUUCAUAAAGAGAACAGUAGUGGAUCUGACAAUGUGCCUCUCUUUGCAAUACUCAUGUUUGCGCGAGAUACUUCCGAGACACCUAAAGAUCUCAUGAACAACCAUCUCCGUGAGGUUGGAAAUUCUGGUGGUUUGGAGCAGGAUUGGGAAAAAAUAGAGAUGUUUCUCCUGGGACACACACUGGGAGUGACACUACGAGUCAUACGACCCGCGGCCUUUGGGACUGAGGAAUUCAUGUGCUCAUACCCUGAUUUGAAUGAAGGGAACUGGCCUCAGGUUUUUCUUAUCGCAGAAGAUGAUCGACACUACAACGUAUUGGUUGACUGAAGCAUUUCGUGUUGUCAUUGAGUGCAAUCACAAGAACUUACUUGAAAGCCAGACAACAGUAUGCCAGAUUGUCCCAUGCUGGGAGCACAGGUAGCAUUUAAACCAUUCUAAAGAACUAAUUGCGAAUGUGUCUAUUUGGUAUUAUGCUGGUUUCUAGAUCACUUAAUAUUGCACAUAAUGUUGAUGAGUACAGCCAUUAAAUUGUAGAAAUCACUAUAUUAUGUACAGUAUUUUGUCAGUUACCAGACAUCCUAUGAACAUAGGGUAUGUUUGUUAUGUAAUGUAGUGCAACAGAAAUUUUAAUUCUGUAGUAGGUCAGCACUAAACAUGGUGAGAUUCAGAUCUUGUGCCAUAUUGGAAGAAUACAUUCUGCGUUGAACAAAUGGAAUCCUGAGAACAACUCAUGAGCGCUAUGAGAUAUGCUUUAAUUCCUCAAGCAAUAUGUUGUCACAUUUUUAUUGUGAUAGAAUUUCCUAAUCGAACAUUUGCUGCCAAAUGCACCAAUAUUAAUUUAGUGAUUAAUUUGUAGGCAUCUGCUUGUAUUAAUAUUUCAAGGCGAUCAGGUUGAUUCACUCUCAGUUACAUUUGUCGUUUACAUGAUCUUGUUGCACUCAAACAUAUAAAACAUUUUAUAAUUAUGUACAGUAUUUUACAUAGAUUUACAGUAUUUAUUUUCAUUGGACAAGAGUAUGUUUGUGUGAUUUUAGCAGUGAGAAUGAGAUGGUUGUGUUUAAAUUUUUCUCUUACCCCAUUUGUUUCUCUACUUAUAUUUACUUAAGUAGCUUAACUGUAAGUAUGUUGUAUACAAGUAUUUUAUCUUUUUGGAAAAAUUUUUAAGAAUUUUUAAUAAAUAUAUUUUAGGUAUCCAAAAUUAAUUGAUUCAUAGGGAUGUAUUUGUAAACAAGUUUUAUGUUGUUUUAGUUCUUUCAUAUCAGCAUUAUUGUUGUUUUAGAAGGAAUUGGCUCAACGGACUGCAUCGCCUUAUGGUUAUCCAGAAUUGUGCCUGUCUCUGUGUGUCACAACAUUCAGUUGUUUGUAAACCAUCUGGCGACUGCAUUGUGCACCUCAUCUGACCACCUCAAUAUCUAUCUAUAUCAUGACUUUCCUCAUCCAUCAUUUUGUUAUCACUGCUCGUAGGACAUUCAAAAGUACAAUUUUUAUAUCAUGCAGAAUAGCACAACUUCCACAUCAAAUUUCAUCCAAAUCAUCCAGUGGUUCUUGAGUUUAGUCAACUAUGUGGACAUUACCGGCCCGUGUGGUCUCAUUAUACACUUCAUGCAAAGAACAUAAUAUAGAAGAUCAAGCAAACUUCCAAUUAAAUUAGAACAAGCUAAGAUUCAGAAAUACAGUAUGUGCCUGAAAGGCCACAACUCGGACUGGAAUAAUAUUAAAUUUUGUUAGUACUGCGUCUAUAGAAGUUUCAAUUCAGCAUGCUGUCAGGAUAGUCACAUUGUAUGUGCAAAGAAUGCAAAUGUGAUCAAGAUACAGAAAUAAAAUAUGGAUAACAGUAUUCCUGUGCACAGAUGAUAAAUUGGAAUAGCAUGGCAUGUCAUUACAAAUUGCCGAUGAUAAAACCAAAAUUGAAAUCUCCCUCUUCUCCCUGGAGGUGUAUACAUGCACUGCCUUACCCAUUUCUACAAAAAUAAGGAUUACCAAACAAGGGAGCAACUCUUUCAAUACUUGAAACAUCUUGGAAAACCUCUUAAGAGUCAUGCUUUAACCAAAGGUUAUGUCCCCAACAGCGUCACGAUCCUGCCAACCCUCUUCACUCAUUCCUGAAGACAUGCAUUACGCAAUGGAUAGACGUUGCAAAACGGCAGCUUAGCUUCGGGCCCUAAUAGCUCACGUAGCUGUUAUACCCCAGCCAACAUGGCUGCCACAACUGUAUCACAUGGGUUUACCAGAUCACAUGCACUGCCCUUUACCAGCUUUCAUGAAAAAAUUCCAUAUUUUGCAUUAACUUCCAGCACCCCUAUGCAUAUGUCCCGCAACACAUACUAUUAAAUUAUGCAUACCAUAAUUACCAGUAAUGCUACCAAACAGUAUUCGACAUUAACAUAAUUUACAAACUUAGAACUACACUACGUAGUACAUUUCUUUUCUUUUAAUUGGUGCAUGGAACAGAUUUCAUUUGCGUAAUUUCAUUUUUUUUAAAUGACACUGAACACACUUCUAUAAUUUAAACAACAUUUUAUUGUAGUGUUAAUAGCAACAAAUUACUGUAAGUGCAUGCAUCUUAUGAUACUUUAGCUCCUAAACUAACAGGGAAUUUUUACUUUGUUUCUUGAUCCAUAUUUGUUUUAAAAGUCAAAUUAAAUGAUAUUCAGACAGCUUGCAGCAACUGAUAUUUAGGGCCAUUAAUCUGUUAGUAAUUUAAAUUAAUUCUUACUGUUAAUCAGUGAAGCUGCAAAUUAUUUGAAUAACAGAAACAUAUUUUGACAUUCAAAAUAAUAUAAUAUUAUUAAACAAAUGACAUAUGACAUUUGAAGUCUGAAGCUUUCAAAUCAUUUCUAUAAAUUGCAACAGAGCUGACAUUAAUAUCAGACUUUAGGUUCAAAUCCUAAUUUUAAUAAAUGACAAUAAGAAAUAAUCAUAUCACAUAAACAGCAAUAUUAACAAAUGAGUGUAAUAUUAUAAACUGGGUUUUGAAUCCAUACUGUACUGAUUAAUGAAGGAACAUAUUGGCAAAGAAUUAACUGUGAUUGAUUCAUCAAGACAUACCUAAUGAUACGAUUAAAACAAUGAUGAUUGUAAUAUUGAUGAAAAACAGAUUUUCCCAUUGUGCAAGCUACCUUCUAGGAUGUAAUAUUUGUCAUCAUGAAUUAUGAGGAAUUAUUGUUUUUGCUUCAAAGGGUAAGUUGUUGGCAUUCUGAUCAUUUGUUUUACUUAGUGCCUGUCAUGAAGUUACAUAUGUAAGAGCUUCAACAUUUGAAGUAUUUAUCUCUUGUUCCUCUCCAAAAAUAUAAUAGUGAAACUGUACAAACUGACUAUAAUAAAAUAUAUACUUGUUUUGUGCAUGAAACAUAACAUGCAUGAUGCAGAACAUAAUCUAUUUUUAAUGUAAUGGAGUGAGUAAGAAUAUAAUAUUUGUACUUUUGCUCACAAAAUAUAUAUUGCGUGUACAUACAGGAUAUUACGUUUGAUUGCUUAAUUGGUUCUGUGUUCUUACAGUUGUUAUUAAUAUAUUACUGUAUUUUUGCACAAAUUUAUCGAAAAAACAGAAAGAUCAGUGCUGAUGACAAAGUGCAGAGAUCAGUGAAUGAACGUUUAAAUUCUUCUGUUAUCAAAACUUAGUUGAAAAAUACAUAUAACCUGACUACUCAGAAUUGGAAGUGUGUAUAAUGGCAGCAAAUCCACCAGUGACAAGUGCAUGACGAAAUGAUGCAACUAAUGUGUGUUUGAAUGAUUCAUAGUAGAUUUACUUGCUUCCCAGUAUUGUAUACAAAAUGUAACUUGAAUGUAAUGUGUAUAUGUUAUCAUAAAAGCCCGAAUGUUGGUGAAACCUAGGAUUUACCAGACAAACCUAGGUUUUACCAAACAGUGUAGGUAAAAGUCUGAAAAAAGAACUAUUCACGUCUUAUUUCGGGGUUUUACCAUUCACUGUUGGUAAAACCCCAUUUUUGGGGUUUAGAAACAUACAUUCCUUAUCUUCGUUGCAUUUUUAAAAAGUUAAACAGAAAUAAAAAUAAUAGAUAAAAACAUUGCAAGAAAUAGAAAAAUUGUGAAAUAAAAAAUGAGACGUUUCAAUCAUCAAAGUAUUUUUUUUUUUUUUUCACUGCUGUUUCAAGACUUACCUGUUGCAACAAGGUUAGCUAUUAUGACAUUUGAAAUUUCAUAACACAACAGACAAUUUUCACAAGCACUUUUUUGCUAACCUAACCUAACCUUUUUACUACCUGCUUAUGGUAAAUCCUAGCAUUUACCAACACCCAUUGGUAUGACCCCAAAAUAAGAUUCGAAUAGUUAUUUUUUCGGCCUUUUACCAACAAAACCUAGGUUUGUCUGGUAAAUCCUAGGUCUCACCAAUAUUCAGGCUUUUACAGUAACAUAUAUACAUUACAGUCUGUUGUUAGUAAUAUAUUAUCGAGUGCCUCCUGAAAUGAAGAUUUAUGAUAUUUACCUAUUUAUGUGAUAAGUGCAGUUUCCAAAGUAUAUGAAAAUGAUAAGGGAAAACUAGUGAGAUUAACACGUGAAACUUGUUGUGCUUAUCAGUUAUUUUAUUCAAUUAAUUUACUAUUUACCCAGCAGUUACUGUGAACGGGUCAUUCCAUGUCAAAUCAACAAAUGCAUGUUGCAUCACUGUCUUGAUGUGUGACUUAAUAUGAAGUAUGCCAGUACUGAACUUCACAGUAUUAUAGGUUCUCAAGAAGUAUAUACAUAAAAAUGUCACGCGAUAUUUUUACACAGAAGUAAUUCUGGAACCUUUUAUUAGAUUAUUUUACCCUGAACUUGUAAAUUUAUGAGAAUACUUUUAGGGCAUAUUUAUUUGAUUGCCAUUGUUAGCCAGUUUUAGUAUGUAUUUUAGUUACCACAAAAUUACAUCAUUUUCAUAAGCUAGCAAAAAUAGACAUUUAUGAUAUCGUAUACCUCAGAAUUUUUGUAAGAUUCAACUAUGAACCUGUUCAAGAGUACAAUUAAUUCUUCUCAGGCUACCAGCCAUAUCAGGUGUUUCUUGCGGUUAAACCACCUGACAUGGCUGGUAGCCGAAGAAGAAUUCAUUAUACUUAGUCCCUGUGAAAGCUUCAGGCAGUCCUCAGAUAAUUGAGGUGAAAUAGGAUAUAAUUCGGUUAUAAUGCAAAAAAGUCCUUUUACCUACCUCAUUUAAUUUGGUCUGUCAGCUUACACAUGCUUGUUACUGCUACAUGACAAGCAUGUGUGAGCUGACAUGUGGCUACUUACCAGUCAUGAGAAUUGCUCUAUCUGUCACUGCCUACUCUUUGUAUGCUACUAUCAUAUAUAUAUAUCAAGCUCAUUCUGAAAUAAUUCUUUUAGUAUUUGUGCACCAACACAUACAUACAGUUUUCAUUGCUUUACACACAUAUCAAUUCCUCCACCCAAGAAAAUUUAUUUAUUAUAUUACCACAGUUACUGUGUUGUUAUUGAUCUGUGACAUAAACAGGGUGUCUGAAAAGUUGGAAUCUAUUUUAGGAAGCAAUGAUUGGUGGUCAGAACUUCGCACCCUGGCAACAUUGUUGCCGGUGCCUGACAUUUGGGGCCACAACCUGGAAUCCUGCAAAACAAGGCUGAUGUGUUCACGUUUUGUAUUAGAGAUACUUUUUUAGUAUUUCAAAGUAGAGGUAGGAGUGCAAUGCUAAAUUUUGAGUGUAUUAUUUUCUGUACAUCAAUACAUCUUUGGUAUAAAUAAUACCUGGGUAGAUGAGAUAUGAAAAUGGACCAUUUUCACUGUGUAAUGAAACUGUAUCUUAUUUCACUUCAAUUAUAUGUGAAGUGCCUGAACCUACAACUUAACAACAGCGCUCUUGAGAGUCAAAAUGUGCAUGUUCACUCCGAAGAGACUACUCGUCUUGCAUACAGAGUUGUACAGAAUUUGGUGAUAUUGAGUGUAACUAUUUUUCUGAUAUUUUUUGAGGUGGAAUGAUCCUACAAUUAUUUAUGUUCCAGAUGUUUCUAGUGCCUUCAUUUACAGACAGUCAUUAAUAAACAUGUGUACUCCACAUAAAUCUUGGUAUUUUAGUUUGUACCAGUGUAUAUCAAAUCACAUGCAGAUAUCAUGCCAGUGGAGAUGACUAUAAUCAUCAGAAAUAUAACUGAUUUAAUUCUGGGAAGAAACAUUUAACAAAAUCAAAUCAGUGUGGGGCAGAAUAAUUUCUUUAACUUGUAAAUUGUACGUCACUGGAUUGUAGCUCAGUACUGUAAGUUGUUUUGAUACAUACCCAGAUUUAUCAAAUUGAGUUUUGGCCAAAGGAACCUUGCUAUUUUGUACAGGUUUAUAUUUAUGCUAUUUCUUGAUAAUUCAUGAGAAAUUAUUUUUCCCCUUUGCUAAAUUCUUAAGUUAUUAGAAGAGUGAACAGAGUUGUGUAAAUGGAGUAGUGUGGACUUGUAGUUACAGUGAAUGUAACAAUAAAACUGUUUAAAUAAGAGAACA